Messenger RNA from Schistocerca gregaria, 1277 nucleotides. RefSeq lists its product as uncharacterized. NCBI's taxonomy places the organism in Eukaryota, Metazoa, Arthropoda, Insecta, Orthoptera, Acrididae. The transcript is spliced from 2 exons. The record is from RefSeq and is a predicted model, not a curated record. The coding region runs from base 99 to 1124 and encodes 341 amino acids.
UUCCAUCCUCAUCCAAUAUCUGAUCUAGAACUACAUCUCUCACUGUGGAAAUAACUUCAUCUACAGUGAUUUCCUGCAACUCUUUCACAGAUGACACUAUGGCAAUUUCUUGCUCUGCCUCUACAACUGGUACUUUUACCACAGAUGGUGCUUUUGUCACAUCCUUCUUGGGAGAUAUAUCCCUAAUAGGUGACACACCUGGUUCUUCUGUUAUUUCUGGCAUCUCUUCUACCUCUGGUUCAAUAGAGAUAUCGAGCUUCUCUUCUACACCAGGUCCUACACCAACUGAUGACACCGGCACUGUUUCAUCCACAACCAGUUGGUCACUUACAGCAAUUUCUUCAGUUGGAGGAACAAUGUCUUUAUCGGUUCUAUCUGGAACAUCUAAUGGAGCUAAUCUUACAGGGAUUUCAGGCUCAGUUAUCAAUGCAGGUGACACUACCUCCAUCACGGUUUUUGUGAUCUCUUCUUCAACUACCUGCUCUCUGACCAUAUCUAUUACUACAGGUGCCACUAUGUCUUUUACCAUUGUGUCUUGUACAUCUGACACAGGUGAUGCUACAGACAUGUCUGCCUCAUGGUCCUUAAUGGGUAAUGGUUCUGCUGAAGGUGACAUUUUCAAGGUCUCCUCAUCUAUCUUUGCACUAUCAGGAGCUGCCUUUUCUUGUGGUACAAUGUGUUCUUCAGUGACUUCUUUCAAUUCUGUGACAGGAGAUUUGAGUGAGACCAUGGGCUUCUCCUUUAAGGCAGAUAGUUCUUCUACAGUCUCUUCCAAUGUGACUUCUUCCUCCUCAAGCUCCCGUGUUACAUCUACCUCUUUUACUAUGGAAACAACUUCCUCCUUUUUAAUGUCCUGCACAACUGUAAACGCUUGCUCGAUAAGGACCUCAUAUGCACCCUCCGCAAUAGUUUCCUCCUUUGUGUCUAAUUCUUUGUCUCUAUCAGCUGCCAUAUCCAAUGUUGUGUCGACUGAUAUUACUUCAAGUGGGGAUUUUACCUCACUUGCCACUAUUGCUGGCACAGCUCUGUCAGCUACCUCAAUAGACACCUCGGAUUUGUCUUCCUCAGUAACAGCUUCCUCAUCUAAUGAUUCUACCCUACUUCCAUCCUCAUCCAAUAUCUGAUCUAGAACUACAUCUCUCACUGUGGAAAUAACUUCAUCUACAGUGAUUUCCUGCAACUCUUUCGCAGAUGACACUAUGGCAAUUUCUUGCUCUGCCUCAACAACUGGUACUUUUACCACAGAUGGUGCUUUUGUCACAUCCUCCUUGGGAGAG